GGGGAUUGUAGUGAAUCAACAGUGCAACAGCUGAGCCUCGAUUUCUAGCUUCAAUGGACGACUGGAGCAACAAAAUUAAAAAUUGGAACUGCUCUGAAGACAUGGCUUCCCCCAGUAGCUUUCUUUCUGAAGAGCAGCUCAUGUGUGCCAUUUGUCUGGGUGUAUUCACUGACCCCGUAACUACGUCCUGUGGACACAACUUCUGUAUGACCUGCAUCAGAAGACAUAGAGACAGCAGUCCAUAUGCAAAGUGCCCACUCUGCUUGGAGCCAUUGGACAAAAAACCUGAUUUUAAAAUCAACACAACAAUAAAAGAAAUCACAGAGGGCAUCAAAAGGAAAAUGAUCCAGAAGAAGCCUGAGGUGACCUGUGAUAGUUGCCCAAAGAAGAUGCGAUUCGCUGUUAAGUCGUGCUUACACUGUGGAACUUCUUUCUGUGAGACUCACUUGGAGCCUCAUAAAACUGCCGAAAAACUCAUGAAACACAAACUGAUUAACCCUGUGGAGAAUAUUGAUGACUACAUUUGCAAGAAACAUGAAAGACCUCUGGAGCUGUACUGUAGAGAUGAUCAGACAGCUGUCUGUCAGUUCUGUACGGAAAGUGACCACAAGACCCAUAACACUGUUACUUUGGAGGAGGAGAGCUUGAGAUUGCUAAAGAAUGAGAAGACUGGGGUAUAUCUGAAAAUUCAGGACAGUGUUACCCAAACCAAAGAGAAGGAGACUGAAGAGAACACCAAGUUUUUCAAGGAAAUGUUGGAGAGGAGCCUUGCAGAGCUACUUGAGCUGAUGGAAGAGAAGCAUAAAGAAACAGAGAGGCGGGCUGAGGAGCUCAUCAAAGAGCUAGAUCAAGAGAUCGUGGAGCUAACGAGAAGAAAGACUGAGCUGGAACAACUCCCAUUACCUAUGGAUUAUACACAGAUACUUAGCCUCCAGCACAAGCCCUUAUGCACCAGUUACUCAACUAACAUGAGCAUCAGCUGUCAUGACCAUGGAAGUAUUCUGAGGAAGACCUUAUCACGGCUUCAGACCAUCCUAGAUAAGAAAAUGAGAGAAACUGUUUCCAGAGAGCUGCGGAGUAUACAACAUUUUGCAGUGGAUGUGACAUUUGACCCUGACACAGCUUAUCCUGAACUCAUGUUGUCUGACGAUAUGAAACGGGUUUGGAAUGAAGGCACUCCACAGAAGCUUCCUGAAAACCCUAAAAGGUUUGAUGUUUGCUCAUGUAUCUUAGGAAAGGAAGGGUUCUCCCAGAAAUUCUACUAUGAGGUUCAAGUCAGUGGGAAGAUGGAGUGGGAUUUAGGUGUUGCAACAGAAUCCAUAAACAGGAAAGGCGAUAUCGAGCUCAACCCUGACAAUGGAUAUUGGACUAUAUGGCUGAGGAACACGGAGGAGUAUGCAGCAAAUGAUGACACCCCUGUACCUCUCAACUUGAAAGAGAAGCCAGUGAAAGUAGGAGUGUUUGUGGAUUUUUAUAGGGGUCUGGUCUCUUUUUAUGAUGUUGAAGCCAAGUAUCAUAUCUAUUCUUUCACUGGGCAGACCUUUCCUGAAAAGCUCUAUCCAUAUUUCAGUCCUGGAGAAUACGAGGGAGGGCAGAACUCAACCCCUCUGGUCAUUACAUCUGUUAACUAUAUAGAAUAACACAAUUACUAAUUCUACUGGUUAUAAUAAUGUUUUAUUGCCUGUUUUGUUUCUUGUUUCUUGAUAAAGCAUCACAGAUGUUUUAUGCUUAUGUUGUUUAUUUUCAGUUACAACUUUUACAAAAUAAUUUUCAAGUGCUAUUAUUAAGUUUUUGAUUGUGAUAUGUUACUUUUUAUAUGAAGAACCCAAAUGGCAAAUUGCCUUUUAAAUGACAAUAUACACUUUAAACAAUGUACAAAAACUGCAAAGGAAAUUAAAGAAAAUGUAUUAGAUUAGACUAUUAUAAUUGACUAAUUAGAAUAAUUGUAGCGUUCGAGAAUAUGUAAGUGAAACAAAGUGGAAAAAAGGCAAUUGCACAAUUGUAAUACUAUCAUUAAACACAUAAUAUGGAAUGAGUCACAUGAUGCCAUGCGAGGUUCGAAUGUGUGAACGGCGAGCUCUGCGCACUUUGCUAGUUUUUAUGCUUUUUGUGUCAUAAACCGGUGUGAUUCGAUACAUGCUGACGAUACAUCCAUAACUGUUCUAGGAAGACAAUAUGCCAAAGAAUUCAAAAUGUCUCUCUGGUGAUAUUAAAAGACACUUACAUGCUCAAGAUGACCUCCAACAAAUGUUAAAGGCCGAAAUCAAUGUUUAUGGAGACCACCUGGUCCUCUGUGGGCGUGGCUUGGGAGGCACUUAAGGCGGUUCUUAGGGGUUGGAUCAUACAGUAUGCCUCAUUCAUCAAAAAACCUAAAGCACGAGAACUCUUGGAUUUGGAAGGGAAUAUUAAAUGUGGAGAGGCAUACUGUAGCUGAAGUGCCGAAUGUCUUCUGAUGGCCUCAGAGAAUUGACCCGAUUGAAAUACAGAUAUAAUACAAUUUUGUUGCAGAUGGUGAGGUUUUGGCUAUUCAGGGCAAGACAGUCAUACUUUGAGUCGGGGUACAAAGCAGGGAAGCUUUUGGCUUGAUAUAUAAAGCAGAGAGAGUCUUUCUCUACCAUUCCUUCAGUGAAAUCUGCUGGUGGUAAAAUAUUGACCUUGGCCAUUGAUAUUAAUAAUGCUUUUAAAGAAUUCUAUCUUGAUUUCUAUAGUUCCACAUCUUCGUCUACUGAUGAAGAUAUUGGAGCAUUUGUGGAACCAUUAGAACUGCCCAAACUGAGGACUGAUCAAAGAAAUUAUCUUGUUUCUGAGAUAAUCUUGGAGGAACUUCAUGAGGUAAUUAAGGCCAAUAGUCAAGGCUUCGGGUCAGAUGGCUUUGCCGCUGAAUUUUUUAGAUCUUAUGUUACAGAACUGGCUCCACUUUUAUUAGAAGUUUAUACGGAAUUAUUAAAGAAUGGAAAGCUUCCACUAACCAUGAUUAAAAGGAACAAAGGUCCAAGCGAGUGUAAUUCCCCUGUCCAAUUCCCAUGAUCCAGCUAGACAAAAGAUUAUUGUCAAAAAGUCUGGCUAACAUAUUAAGUAAAUUUAUGACAAAGUAGAAUUGGUUUAUAUUUUUAAGUUUUGGAAAUAUACGGGUUUGGGAAUACUUUUAUUGGAUGGAUUAAGUUACUUUAUAGACAACCGGCAGUGGCAGUACAAACAAAUGGAUUAAUUUCAGAUUAUUUUACUAUAGAUAGGGGCACCCAGCAGGUAUGAUUAUUAUAUUUUCUUGUUCGUUUUCUUUUUUGUGUGUGUAUUCUUACAUGUGA
Molecule: messenger RNA, 3305 nt
Organism: Xyrauchen texanus (razorback sucker)
Lineage: Eukaryota; Metazoa; Chordata; Actinopteri; Cypriniformes; Catostomidae
Product: zinc-binding protein A33-like
Exons: 8
Coding region: 54-1640 (528 amino acids)
Molecular function (GO): protein binding; zinc ion binding
Source: RefSeq, a predicted model, not a curated record